AUGGUCCAACUCCUCUCUACGCUGCACACCCUCGCGCCGCAGGGCUCAUUCCCGUUCUAUGUCCUGGGGAAGCAGUACUGGACUGAGAAGUCGAUCAAGAACACCGAAGGGCUCACUCUGAUUUUCCUGCACGCUGUCGGGCUACACAAGGAGACUUGGGAGGUGACUAUCGCGCACCUGCUUGGCCUCGACGAGGCGAGUCCCCAGCCCAAGAUCCGGGACGUCUUCUCGAUUGAGAGUCCGAAUCACGGCGAGUCUGCUGCUCUGAACAAGGAGGCGGUCGAGAAGCACUAUGGGGACAGUUGGCCUACGAGAGUAAUUGCUGAGGCUGCUUAUACCUUCCUAUCCGCUGGACCUUCUCAAGGAGCCAAGAUCGACUUCAGGAAGAGAAAACUUGUUGGCAUAGGGCAUUCUAUUGGGGCAGCGGCGCUAUUCCUUACUCGGGAUAUCUCCCCACAAAUUCCCUUCCUCUCCGUAAUUGGUGUCGAGCCGGGCAUCUCAGUUAAGGGCCUUCAGGACACCGACGUCUCAUCUCAGAUGCUCACCGCCUACACAUGGCUCCGGCGCGACGUCUGGUCUUCCCGUAAGUCUGCAAAGAAGGACCUGGAAGCAUCCCCUGUCCACGCAACAUGGGACCCGAGGGUGCUGGAUUUGUACGUGAAACACGGGCUCAAGACCCAUCAUGCCGCCAAAUACGCAGCACCGUUCUCAUUUAAUGGAGUGACUACGUGCGUCACGAAGGACCAAGAAGCGGCUUGUUAUCGAAGCGAUCACCUCGUCGUCGAUGCAAUGGAAGCCUAUACGCACAUGACGCAGGAGUUGCCCGUCCACGUUAUCUUCGGGAGUGUUCACGAUGUCGGGAACCCCGAACUUCAAGCCCUUCUCUCUGACAAGAAAGCUGGGCGACGGCCUGCAUCAAUCUCAUACAUCGAAGGCGCAGGGCAUCUGGUCGUCCAACAACAACCAGAAGCUGUUGCAGAGGUGAUAAAUGGUCUCUUGCCGGCACCUCCGGUCCAAGCACGUCUUUAG
Cyclocybe aegerita is the source of this 1029-nucleotide messenger RNA. NCBI's taxonomy places the organism in Eukaryota, Fungi, Basidiomycota, Agaricomycetes, Agaricales, Hemipholiotaceae. The record is from the annotation of a GenBank genome assembly.